This is a messenger RNA of Effrenium voratum, 3834 nucleotides long. The record is from the annotation of a GenBank genome assembly. Lineage: Eukaryota; Dinophyceae; Suessiales; Symbiodiniaceae.
AUGCAGUUGGAAGCCAAGGCGGUUCCUGAAUUCAAAGAGGAGGACAACGUGCUUCAUCUUCUAGGAACAGAAUGCAUUUUGCCAGAGGUGUUUGCAGAUUUCUGGCGGAAGGGAACACUGUGCGAUGUGGAGAUCCGCGUUGCCGACAGCUCGUUUAGAGCUCACCGCGUGGUUCUUGCAGCUUCCUCCGAUUACAUGCGCGCCCGUUUUUGCAUUGGGAUGGCUGACAGCCAUGAGCAGUCCAUCGAUCUUCCAGAGAUGCCAGCGGCCGCAUUUGAAGCAGUGCUUGACCACAUGUACACAGGAAAGUGCUGCAUCCACACAGAGAUGCUUGUGCCGUUGCUUGAGGCUGCCUCGCGGCUUCAAUACCUGCGGCUUCUAGAAGUCGCAUCUCGAGCAGCGGAGGAGACACUUUCGCCUAGUAACGGCCUGCGGAUAUGGGAAGUGGCAGACCAACUCGCUUUGACGAAGCUGUUGAGCGCUUCCAAGUUUAUGUGUAUGGGAAACUUCGAAGAUAUCGCGAUGAGCAGCGAGUUCCUGUUCCUGAGCGCCGAGCGGUUGCUGCUUCUCCUCGGGGAGGAUGAGCUGCACAUCGACCGUGAGGAGGUGGUGUUCGAAGCGCUGCGCAGAUGGCGCCUGGCACAGGAUGUAGUGGCGCCUGAGACCUGGACGGCAUUGCUCUCCAAAGUGAGAUUUCCGAUUAUGCCAAGGGGCUAUGUACUCCAAGUGCGCAACGACCCCUUGAUGCAGACACCGGAAGCCACAAAGGCAUUGCUAGAUGCCAUGCAGGAUGGCAAUUACCGGCUAGACACAUCCCAGAAUCGACCACGGCGCCGCUUGAAGUUUGACAGCUCGCGGGUGGUGGGUAACUCCAUCGAGUUCCUAUCGAAUGGAGCGGAAGUGCGCAGCCUGCGAGAUGCGAGAUCCUUCGCGGUGGCUUCGCAGCCCCUGUCCGCAGAGAACGGCACUUUCUACGCAUGCCUGACUUGGUAUACCGGCAGCAUUGUGUACAUCGGCGUGGCAACCUCGCCAGAUUCGCUGAACAGCUGGCAGGCCUGGGUGUGGAACCCUUCACAUCCCCAAUUCUGCCGCCAUCGCGGGGGCAACAUGGAAAGGAGCACAAACUUUGGCUCGGAAAAAGUCGCCCAAGGUGAUGUGAUUGGCGUCCUUCGACAGGGCCAAAACCUUAUCUUCAUCCACAAUGGUGAACUCGUACACAGAAGCAAAGAGAGCUCCUCACAUGUGAUGGCGUCGGAUUUAGAAGACGAAGUGUUUCCUUGCUUGGGCUUUUGGGCCUCCAAUGUGCAGUGGGAGGUUACCACCUUCACUGCAUCAGUGUCUGCCUGCGCCCAUUCCUUGCAGAAAAAUGUGGCCACAACGCUGCUGGCGGAGAUGCAGCGCAAGGCUCUGCGCCCCAAUGCGGUGAUCUAUGCAGUCUAUGCUGAGCUCAGCGGGCCCGACUUUUUCGGCUGCUUAGCAGACGAGGCCACCAACAGCCUGAAGGGCACGUGGAAAGGUGCGGAUGCAGAUGCCAGUGGCUUGCUCAGCUUCACGGAGAUGUCGAUGGUCCUGCGGGAGGGCAACCCGGACCUGACUGACAAAGAGUUGGCGGUCUUGUUCCGAGAGAUCGAUACCAACGGCGACCUCACAGUCGACUUCAAGGAGUUUGCCAGAUACCUAAACUCGGGCAGCGACAAGAGCAAGCUGCAGAAGGCGAAGUCGAAGGAACAGCUAACCGCGGAGAGGUGCAAAGAGGAGUUCCGACGCGCGGACGAGAAUAGCGAUGGGAAGCUGAGCCGCGAGGAGAUUGCCACGCUCCUGCGCAAAGGGAACCCGGACAUGGGUGAGCAGGAGCUACAACUCCUCUUCAAAUCCCUGGAUCAGGAUGGGAGUGGUCAACUGGAUUUCAAUGAGUUUGUGGACUAUAUCACAGGCUCAAGGCCUGAGCCCGUGGAGGAGGCGAUCCCUACGCCUUGGGCAGGCAUGCCCGUGCCGCAGGCGUUCGUGGAAAGAACUUCCAUCGAGAAGGCCGAAUGGAGAGGCAUCUUCCGAAGCCAGUUGGAUGACUUGAUCGUGUUUAUCAAAGAGGUCUUGGACAAGGCUCCGGUCCAAGGUGGAGAACGGCUGAGCUGGGGAAUGGUAGAUAUGUACCGGGCGACAGAGAUGUUUGUCAAGCCGCUGACCCGGAGCUUCCGCUGCUCCUUCGCCGAGCUUGUGGCGACAGAGCCGCAGGAGGGAGACCUUUGGGAUGGGCCUUCGAGCCUUAGGGCCAUGGAUCCUGGUGAGGUGCCCAAGUGGUUUGUGAGCCACUGGUGGGGCACUCCUUUGAUGCAGACCGCUGCCAUGCUGAAAUACCACGGAGACCAACGCCAGGCCAAGAAACCGGCAGCGAUGUGGCUGGACGCCUUCGCGCUGUGCCUGCACGACCCAGAGCAGCUCUUCCCAGUGCCUAGCGUGAUGGAAGCAGCACCAUUUUUGAAGGUGCUGAUCAGCCCCAAGUGCAUCGGCACCGUUUUCUUAAUGGACGGGACCGGCGUGGCAACAGGGCGAAGCUGGUGUUUGCUGGAGCUUGCACUGAGCCUGGACAUGAGCAAGGACAAAAGCACAACGCAUUUUGUGGACAUAGUGGCUUGGAAUGCGCAGCUGAAGAAGGCGGCUCUUUUGGCUGAUAGUGGCAACGGAGAUUCCGCAGAAGUAUUGGAUGAGGGCGGUGCUGCCUUCCCCUUGGACCUCUACAUCGGGGGCUACAAGGUGGCAGCUCACAAAGCGGAAAGCAGAUUGGACAUAGACAGGAAGCGCAUCUUGCAUUUCUUUGCGAGCACUCCGGAAGAUCGCUGGGAUAAAGUGCUGCCUCCAAACGACAGCAAGGCGUAUGCCGCUGUAAACGCACGACUGCAGCACAGGUUCAUUGCUGGCGCGUUUGCGGCCGCUGCAAUCAAAGAUGAUGACAAAAUGUUGAAGAAGAUGGCAUCGGAGCAUCCCAGCUUCAAGGAGAGCUGCACGGCGUACGGCUUCCAUCCACUCCACGUGGCGGCAAUGAAGGGCUCUCAUGAAGCCCUGAAGGUCCUGGUUGACCUCAACUGCGAAGUGGACGCAACAGCAAGCGAUGGCCGUACGCCGCUGUUUCUGGCUGCUCGGGAGGGCCAUGACACAACGGUCACACAAUUGCUGAAGGCCAAGGCGGAUGUGAACAAAGCCAUUGGCAGUAAGUCUGCCUUGCAUGCCAGCAUAGAAGGUGGCCACAUCACCAUAUCUGGUAACUUGCUGGAUCACAAGGCCAACCCGGACUCGGGCACGGGUGAGACCCCGCUGCAGCUCGCCGCGCGACACGACCAGGCUGCAAUGUGUGGCUUGCUCCUGGAUUUCAAGGCAGACCCCUUGAAGGAGUCUCCUGAUGGGCGCAAGCCUUUUGAGUUGGUCCGCAAGAGCGAGAAGCUUGCUGACACCUUGAAGCAGGCAGCCUUGCAGGCCCACGCGGGGCAAAUGCACAAGCGGAGGCCCAGCGUUCACGAAGCACGCAUGGUUCGUGAUCUGUCCCAAUUCUGCAGCAAAGAGGUGAAAGAUUCCAGGACACGUGCAACAAUACAACAAAGCAGCGAGCAUCGCCUCACUUCCCAGCAUGGCACCCAGACCAAGCAUGGGAGCAUGGCAAGGAGGAAGUGAUGCGGCGUCCGCAGCAUUCGUUUCGUUUCUGACACCGUUUGAAUUCAUGGGUUCAGGGUUGAGCUCCUCGGUUAAACCGAAGCGGUCUCGGGCUGCCCUUUCAAGCGGCAGCUUUCCGUGCCUCACCGACAUUAACCCAGCUGUUUCACCGCACGACAAAGAUCCGGUGCG